CAUUAUCAGCCACUUAUAAGCAUAUUCUUGGAUGAUCCUGAAACGGUCAGAACAGUCUGUCUUCGCGUCGCGUUCGCAAAUUAUUUUUCAAAGUCAGAACAGAAAAAAAAAAGAAAGCUGCAAAGACCUACUAUUUACUUGGCAAGUGAAAACACUUUACUUUUUACUUCCGUUCAUCUAGAAAACAGAUCAAUAGAUCUUGAAUGCUUCCCAUUAAUCACGAUAGUUUCAAAUUCAAAUUUAAAGCCACUGUAAAACGUGGAAGGUUACGCUCAUCAAAACAGCUUGGCGGAAGAAAAAGAACGUCGUCCAUGCUAGAUAUGCCCUCGACGUCCGCUUCAUAUUCUUCUUUAGCUUCAACAGCAAAUAAUAUAUUGUCCUCUUCUGAUUUUGAUACAACACAUUUACCCAAGUUGUUCAGCAAGUACAUUAUCUGCUUUUAUAAAGACAUUCAAGAUCCCAAAUUAAUAUCCAUUGCAGAAGGAUUUGGGGCUACUGUCAAGAAAGAAAUGGACAGAUUUGUAACUCACUUAAUUAUUGAGCCGCACGGCGAUCAUCGACAGUUGAAAGUUGUCAAGCAGGCUGUCCAAAAAGGCAUUCUAUGUGUGUCCACUCAAUGGCUAAUAUCCUGCUAUGUGGAAAAGAAAAACUGUCCAGCUGUUGGCUAUCAAUUUGAUGUGGAUUCUCUGGGGACAAGCUUGAAUAGAUCGUUGGAUGAAGAAUGGGGAGAACCGCUCGUUGGAGAUGAUCUAGCUGUACCAAAUCCUUUCAAUACAGAAUAUAUCGACUUUAAUGCAUUAGAAAAGAACAAGCCUUUGGACGAUGGUCAGACAAGAAUGGAUCAGUACAUCUCUAGAACGAACACCAAUGACACUGACAGAAAUAGAAAUUCAAGGGCGAGGGAGAGUACAGUCGAGUCAAUACCAACAGACGAUUUGGAAUACAGUGGAGAGAACGAAGAAAACACUCGAUAUACUAGCGAUAGCAGUAGUGUCAGCCGUACGAACGUUAGAAGCGAACAGACGCUUUCCAGUGCCACUAACUUUCCAAGCGCUUCAUCCUCUCCCAGCCUCCCACAGGAUGUUGUGGAAAUCGAGGAAAGAAAGGCCAAGAAAGCUGCAAAAUUAGCAUAUAUAGAAGAACAAAAGGCACUUUUAGCAGAGAGGAAAAGAAUGCAGGAAGAAGCCAGAAGAGGACUACAAAAGGAAGAGCCGACCAAGAAGCGGGUUGUUCGAGGUGUAUACGGUGAAGAAAGGCUAAAGAUCUGGUAUGGAGAGCAGCCAAUUCAUCCUGAAAAAAAGAACAAAAAGCCUAAACGGAAAUACUUUACCUAAAAUUUGCAACCCAUUGCCUGCAAAGACGUACGUGUCUCUUUAUUUAUUGAUUUAUACCUGUGUUAUGUUGGGGAGUACAUGUUGACCAUUCUCCGUUAAAUUAUCUUAUCGCUCCAUUCCCAAACCCUUAAAUUAUGUUAUAGAAUUAUUGCAUGUUUACAUUUAUUACCCAUGAUAACGAUAUUACAAUGAACAUAUUCAAUCUAUUUAUCGCUUUGUAUUUGUGCCUGAAAUUAUACGCCAAUCAUGAUUUGACUAUUAUGAAGAGUAAUAGCUCAAAAAUCCUUUACAUCACCCUAUUAGACAUAUCUUUUUUCGUAAUGUGAUAACCUUGAUCAUUCGUAAAUAUGCUGUCGCUAAACCUGAUCAUGCCAUGUGUAUUACAGUUCUUGAGUG
This is a messenger RNA of Mycotypha africana, 1730 nucleotides long. RefSeq lists its product as uncharacterized. The record is from RefSeq and is a predicted model, not a curated record. The transcript has a single exon. NCBI's taxonomy places the organism in Eukaryota, Fungi, Mucoromycota, Mucoromycetes, Mucorales, Mycotyphaceae. The coding region runs from base 204 to 1334 and encodes 376 amino acids.